Messenger RNA from Sebastes umbrosus (honeycomb rockfish), 1721 nucleotides. Its product is annotated as prostaglandin E synthase 3-like. Gene Ontology annotation, cellular component: nucleus; cytosol. NCBI's taxonomy places the organism in Eukaryota, Metazoa, Chordata, Actinopteri, Perciformes, Sebastidae. The record is from RefSeq and is a predicted model, not a curated record. Gene Ontology annotation, biological process: prostaglandin biosynthetic process; chaperone-mediated protein complex assembly; protein folding. Gene Ontology annotation, molecular function: protein-folding chaperone binding; Hsp90 protein binding; prostaglandin-E synthase activity. The transcript has 8 exons. Bases 212 to 697 code for a protein of 161 amino acids.
UCCUGCUGCGUCACUACGCUCAUUCUCAGCCUGGGAUACGCAAUAAGAUCCGGUGUUAGCGGGUAGAGUCCACCAGGCUAGUAGAGGCGGGUUGCAUUGCUUGUUUUGUGGGCAGCACUCCUUCUUCUCUUUCUGCAGGCGUUACCCACCUUUCUUUUAAACGAGGCUUGUUUUUAUCUACGAAAAAAGAAGCUCUCCCUUCACUUCAAACAUGCAUCCAGCAACAGCUAAGUGGUACGAUAGGAGGGACUCCGUUUUUAUAGAGUUCUGUGUAGCCGACAGCAAAGAUGUUAAAAUCAAAUUUGAUAAAACAAAGUGUGGUUUCAGUUGUCUUGGAGGAACUGACAAUGUCAAACAUGACAAUGAAAUAGCCCUUUUUGAAGCCAUUGAUGAAAAUGAGUCCAAACAUAAACGCACAGAUCGCUCAGUGUUGUGCUAUUUACGAAAAGCACAGCCAGGGAAGCCAUGGCCAAGGCUAACAAAAGACAAGGCUAAGCUGAGUUGGCUCAGUGUCGACUUCAACAACUGGAAAGACUGGGAGGACGACUCUGAUGAGGAGAUAGGCAACUUCGAUCAAUUCUCAGAUAUGAUGAACAACAUGGGAGGGGAUGAGGACCUGCCCGAUCUAGACGGUGCUGAGGAUGAUGAGUCUGCGUCUGCAGAUAGCGAUGAUGAGAAAAUGCCAGAUUUGGAAUAGAAGACUGUAAGACUCCGGGAAGAAAAAUGGAAGAACCGAGGGCAAGAGGAAUCAUAACAAAUGUAUAUCUUGAAAUUGAAGGCAGUGACAGACAACUGUAUAUAUGAGUCAGUAGCCAUAUUUAAAUCCAUAGCCUCAGCUCCAACUCCUGACCGAUCAGUACACUGAAGGUUGAUAUGCAUGGUAUUGUACAGAGCAGCUAUCUCCACUUCCAUUUGCUGUACCGCACCUUUUGGGUAUCUUGUUUUACUGUUAAAUAUUACAAGUAAGCACACAUUAUUUGUUGGAAAAGCUGUAUAGUUGUCCUCAACUGAGCAAUACGUGUUAACAAAUUUACAAUUUGUUUUCAAAUUAAUUGUGGUUUUAAAAAAUGAUUAGGCCCACCCAUUCCCAAUGUUGUGGUUUUAAGUAGGUCGACCAGUGUAGUUUAUUUCUUGAUUUAAAAAAGACACUAGUUAUGUACAUCAUAAGAAUUAGAUGUAUUUACUGAUUGGGUUCCUCUAAAGCCUUCCAUGUGCCGUGAAUUAGAUAUCCACGAAGCCAGUUGUUGUUUCGGUGGCUUAACCUUCCAGCUUACAUGUUUCCCUUUUACUUCUUGUUUUAAUGUUUGUAAAAUUGGAAUAUUCUAAAAUCAUUGCAGCAUCUUCCCAGUUUUAUCGCCUACUUUGGUAAUCAUAAUGGAUUCCACAUAUUUAGUAUCUUAACAGUUCCUGUCUCCAUGCCUAACCUAACAUGCACACUCAUGUUAGACUGCAGAAGCAAAGUGAAAUGUUUUGCAGCUGAUAAAGAGUUUUGAAGCUUGGUUGGGCCUCAACAUCGUGUGGUUUGUUGCUAUUCUCCAGGUCCGUUUAUUUUCAUCCUCCCUUCUUGACGAGGGCGUGUCAGAACGAUACGGCGACGUGUAAUGACCAAAUUCUAUUUGCACUGUCAGUAAAAUGUAAGGGGAGACAAAACAUGUUGAAUUACAGUGGAAAAUUCUUUUUUUAUUGUCUACAUCUUUCUAAUAAACUGUUUAAGAAUCAUU